Molecule: messenger RNA, 333 nt
Organism: Cooperia oncophora
Lineage: Eukaryota; Metazoa; Nematoda; Chromadorea; Rhabditida; Trichostrongylidae
Source: the annotation of a GenBank genome assembly
AUGGCACCGGCGGAAAGUCGAUCUAUGGUGAUCGCUUCAAGGAUGAGAACUUCGAUCUGCAGCAUUAUGGUCCCCGGAUGGCUUUCAAUGGCAAACGCCGGUCCCGACACUAAUGGAUCACAGUUCUUCAUUUGCACUGUGAAGACCCCAUGGUUGGAUGGACGUCACGUCGUCUUUGGAAAAGUUCUGGAAGGCAUGAGCGUCGUUCGCCAAAUCGAAAACUCUCCAACUAACCCUGGAGACCGUCCAAAGGAAGACGCAGUCAUCUCUGAUUGUGGUGAACUAACGCUUGCUGCACCAUUCGAGACUGAGAAAGCCCCCGUCAGUGAAUAG